This is a messenger RNA of Syzygium oleosum, 1084 nucleotides long. Its product is annotated as protein HHL1, chloroplastic. The record is from RefSeq and is a predicted model, not a curated record. The coding region runs from base 160 to 876 and encodes 238 amino acids. The transcript is spliced from 6 exons. Lineage: Eukaryota; Viridiplantae; Streptophyta; Magnoliopsida; Myrtales; Myrtaceae.
CACGACCCUCAUAGGACAAAGUUCCCAUUCUCGAUGACCUGUCUGGCCAUCCACCUCUGAAAUUCCAGCUCCGGCGAACGGCGACGCCGCCCCAUCGGCUCGACCCACUUCCUUCAACAGCAUCGCUCGGCUUCCAGACCCAGAAAAAAGGGAAGAAAGAUGGAAGUGGGCAUGUCCCUGAACGCCAUGGUCCGCCUUCCCCUGACGAGCUCUCGAGCCCACGACGACUCCCUCGGGCUGGCCAGGCACUCCGUCUCCACCACCUCCCGCCCCGCCCACGGCCACGCGCCGCGGCGGAGGGGCCAGCCGUCGCUGGUGGUGGAGGCCAAGGGCAAGCGGGGCAUGCAGUCCCGUCAGUUCCAGAGGCCCCCGCCUCCUCCCCUGCCCAAGAUCGAGGACGACGGCAACCCCAGAUUCGUCAUCUUCAUUCGGAUGGCCAAUGUUUAUCUUUGGUACCCACUUAGUAUGAUAACUGGCGGCACCACUGCCAAGAUUAUGGUGGCGGCGAAAGAUAAUUUCCUGGGGAAGUACAUUUACAAGGACACUCUCGCCAGAAACCUUGCUGCUGUUAUUUACAGAGAUGAGAAGGAGAUUCAGAAGACUGCAAUCAAGCAACAUCGUGUCCUAAGGACGGCCACUGAGUUCAGAUAUGGCUACAAGCUUGUGGAAAAUGGUAAUGUGCGAGCAGCACUUUCAACCACAGAUGUCAUUGAGCUUCCAACACAAGACCAGCUGAAGACUGUGCUCGAUAAAGUAAAGGACUUCUUUGGGGAUGCUAAGGAAUCGUUUGGGAAACUCACGGCCUUAAAUUCAACCACAAGUGAGGAGUCCAAGUCAGAGGAAAGCUCUAAAGAAAAAGAGAAGGUUAAAAGCUGAGAUAAAGAAAUGAAUCCCUGGAAUGUGGCUGCUUUGUUUGUUUGAGAUGGAGGUUGCUGAAGGGAUUACACAGAUUCUGGCGAAGUAAGGCAUACGUAUUAAAUUUCUCUGCACAGUUCAGCUUUGUGAAAUUUUUGGAAAUUUCUGUCAACCUGACUGGAUUUGCUUUAGCAACAUCUCCGAGUGCAAAUAUAGCAUUUCUUAGAUA